This is a messenger RNA of Dendronephthya gigantea, 1285 nucleotides long. Its product is annotated as putative deoxyribonuclease TATDN1. Bases 145 to 1071 code for a protein of 308 amino acids. Gene Ontology annotation, molecular function: 3'-5'-DNA exonuclease activity. The transcript is spliced from 13 exons. Lineage: Eukaryota; Metazoa; Cnidaria; Anthozoa; Malacalcyonacea; Nephtheidae. Gene Ontology annotation, cellular component: cytosol. The record is from RefSeq and is a predicted model, not a curated record.
AUAGAUUUAGAUUGAAUAGAAUCAUAGUCUGAACUGACUUCUAUCAUUGGAUAGAAUUCAUAGAAACCACAGUUAAUGAUUUAAGUAUAUUACUGGCUGCAUGCAAAGUACAAUGUGGCAGUGAAUGUGCCCUGUUAAAUCAAGAUGGCUGCUAGUCAUAGUGAGAAAUUUUUAGCUGCUGGUUUGAAGAUGAUUGAUAUUGGGGCUAAUUUAAAUGAUUUAAUGUUUAGAGGAAUUUAUCAUGGCAAGCAACAUCAUCCUGACGAUUUAGCAUCAGUUUUGAAAAGAGCAGUUGAUAUUGGUGUUAAUAAGAUGAUUGUGACCUGUGGUUGUUUAGAUGAUAUAAAAAAAGGUCUUGAAAUCAGUAAAACAAGAGAUGAUUUGUACUGCACUGUUGGUUGUCAUCCCACUCGAUGUGAUGAGUUUGAGAAAGAAGGAGAUCCAGAUGUUUAUUUCAAUCGUCUACUUGAAAUAAUUCAAAAUCAUAAUAAAAAAGUUGUGGCUGUUGGCGAGUGUGGACUAGAUUACGAUCGCUUGCAUUUUUGUUCCAAAGAAACUCAGUUAAAGUAUUUUGAAAAGCAAAUUGACUUGGCAGAAGAAACGAAGUUGCCAAUGUUUCUUCAUAUGCGUAACGCUCAUACAGAUUUUUCUGACAUAAUAAAACGAAACCGGGAUAGGAUUAGCUCUGGCGUUGCUCAUUGUUUUACUGGCAAUAAAGAAGAGGCACACUCUAUUAUUGACCAAGGACUAUAUAUUGGUUUAACCGGAUGCUCAUUUAAAACAGAGGAGAAUGUUGAAGUUGCGAAAUCAAUUCCAGUUGAAAAUCUCAUGAUCGAGACAGAUGCACCGUGGUGUGAGAUCAGACCUACACACGCCGGAUUUAAGUACAUCAAGACGAGGUUUGAUACGAAGAAAAAAGAGAAAUGGCAAGAGGGAUUUUGUGUGAAGAGCAGAAAUGAACCAGCAAAUCUAAUACAAGUUUUAGAAGUUCUCGCUGCAAUCAAGGAACAAGAAGUUUCUGAACUUGCUGAAAUUGUUUAUCAGAACACAACAAAUGUAUUUUUUAAAUAACAGUUAUCAAAAUGAUUGAUAGGUGUCAUCAUAUGAGACACGCUAAUUUAUCAUAAAUUUUAUGUCGCGUAAAUCUACCCUCGCCUGCUGAACUGUUAUUUCUGUAAGCUGAAUUCCAUUGCCGUCUGUACAUGGUAAUUGUCAAAGAUACAAAGCUGGCAAUAUGUGUUUUGUCCAUCACAAAUAUCCGACCGCAAUUUAUUCUAAUUUUGAG